AUGGACCCAGAGGACGUGCUGAGUGUGAGCAUACCUCUGGAGGAGCCACAGCGCCCUCUCCUGGGAGGAACGCUGCUGCUACCAUGUUACUUUGAGGACCACACUGUCCCAGACCCAGGGGCUCCCACCAUCACUCCCUUCUCUCAUCGCAUCAAAUGGAGCCUCGUCACCAAAGAAAAAGUUACGACAGUCCUGGUGGCCUUGGAAGGACAGGUGCGUAUCAGCGAGCGCUACCUGGAUAGAGUUCAUCUGGUGGCCUACCCCAUGACUCCUACAGACGCUAGCAUCAAGAUCUCUGAGCUGCGGUCCAGUGACUCGGGGGUCUACCGCUGUGAGGUUCAGCAUGGCAUCGAAGACGACCACGACAUCGUCCACGUGCAGGUUCAAGGUAUGGUGUUUCACUACCGGGCCAUCAUGGGUCGCUACAGUUUGACCUUUGAAAAGGCAAAGGCAGCGUGUACCCAGAACAGCGCCAUCAUGGCUUCGCCUGAGCAGCUUCAAGCAGCCUUCGAUGAUGGAUUCCACCAGUGCGAUGCCGGCUGGCUGUCCGACUAUACAGUCAGGUAUCCAAUUCACGAUCCUCGUGUGAACUGCUAUGGUGACAAAGAAGAACUGCCUGGUGUCAGGACAUACGGAGUAAGAGACCUCAAUGAGACUUAUGAUGUCUACUGCUUCGCUGAGAAGAUGGCAGGCAGAGUUUUCUACACCGCUUCUGCAGAAAAGUUCACCUUCUCUGAGGCUGUGUUGGCUUGCUCUAAUCAGGGAGCUCAGUUGGCCACUACUGGUCAGCUGUACCUGGCCUGGCAGGGUGGGAUGGAUGUCUGCAACGCCGGCUGGCUGGGAGACAGGAGCGUCCGUUACCCCAUCAACAUUCGUCGGCCACAGUGUGGAGGUGGUCUGUUGGGGGUCCGAACUGUUUACCUACACACAAACCAGACCGGAUACCCUCUUCCUGAGUCCCGCUACGAUGCCUUCUGCUACACAGAGUCCCCUGAUGAGGAAGGUUCAGGCAUCUUAGAAGAGGGCAGUGGUGUGCUGAGCGUUGCCACAGUGACGCAGAGUCCAGAGGUGUUCUUCAGGAGGACGACCACGGAGAGCGAGGCGGUUGGUGAGGUGGAGACUCAGCAGCCUACCGUCGUGGUCUACACAGAGAGCCCCACCGAACUGCCGCUUCCUGAGCCACCAAACGUCACUGAGUUUGUCACUGACGUGAUAGAGGCAGCCACCGCCCGCCCCGACAUAGGCAGGGAGCCCAGCAAAGGCUUCGUGAUGCCUCCAACUGGUGUGGUCUUCCACUAUCGCUCACGCUCAAGCCGCUACGCCUUCACCUUCGUCGAGGCCCAGCUGGCCUGUCAGAGUGUCGGAGCUUCCAUAGCCACACCAGAGCAGCUGCAGGCAGCAUAUGAAGCUGAAUAUCACCAGUGUGAUGCAGGAUGGUUACAGGACCAGACUGUAAGGUACCCAAUUAUUUCACCUCGAGAGAAAUGUGCUGGAGAUCUGGGGGAUCAACCCGGAGUUCGAUCUUAUGGUUUGAGGCCAGCAGAUGAAAGAUAUGAUGUGUACUGCUACACUGACGGGCUCAAAGGUGAGGUUUUCCAUGUGGCCUCUGCUGAGGGUUUCACAUAUGAUGAGGCUGCUUCUAGCUGUCAAGAGCAGAACGCCCUACUGGCCUCGACUGGAGAGCUCUACGCAGCCUGGAAAAUGGGUUUCGACAAGUGCCGUGCUGGCUGGCUUGUGGAUCGUAGUGUCCGGUAUCCCAUCAACAACCCCCGUGCUGAGUGUGGAGCUGGGAAAUCAGGAGUACACACUGUGUACACUCACCCCAACCAGACAAGCUACCCUGAACUUGAUGCCAGAUUUGAUGCAUACUGUUUCAGAGCUGACCUUCUGCUUAUUGCAAAUGAAACUGGACUAAACGUCACAGAUAUCCAGGAGGCCUUCCUUAACAUAACAUCAAUCACUGAUCUGUUGAGGCCUGCGGUUCCUUCCAUCCUCUCUCCCAUCCCUGUGGAGACUUCUGGCUCUGGAUCAGGCUCAGCAGACUUUGGCUUAGGGUCUGCCUCAGGGGAUCCCUCUGGAGACUUGUCUGGUUCUGGAGACAUUUCUGGUUCUGGAGACAUGCAUGGCUCUGGAGAUCUGUCUGGCUCUGGAGACAUGUCUGGUUCUGGAGGUCUGCCUGGCUCUGGAGACAUGUCCGGUUCUGGAGACAUGUAUGGCUCUGGAGAUCCGUCUGGCUCUGGAGAUCUGUCUGGCUCUGGAGACAUGUCUGGUUCUGGAGGUCUGCCUGGCUCUGGAGACAUGUCCUGUUCUGGAGACAUGUAUGGCUCUGGAGAUCCGUCUGGCUCCGGAGAUCUGUCUGGCUCUGGAGACCUGGCUGGCAGUACAAGUGCUGAGUUGCCCAGUGGAGCAUCAGGUUUCAGCAGUACAGAAGCUUCUGGAUCAGCUCUUAGUGGAGAAGGAUCUGGCAUUACAGUUAUUUUUUCAGGCACCGACAGCAUUGUCUCUGGAGAGGGUUCAGUUUCAGGAACACUCCAAGAAGCUGGAGAGGGAAGCACAGGGAUCUUUCUCUUCCCUUCAUCUGAAGUAGGCUCUGGGGUGCUCAGUGGUAGCGGGGAUCUGGAUCUGUCUGGAUCUGGUUUCAGCUCUGCUGAGAGUGGCUCUUCCUUUGACAGCUCUGGGGAAAGUGAACAAUUUUCUGGCAUGCCAUCCGGUUUUAUUACCAGCCAGGACUUUUCUGGAUUCAGUGGCCUGCCAUCAGGAUUUUCUGGUAGUGCGAGUGGACAGUCAGGAGAAUUUUCAAGUGGAAGAAGUGGAGACGCUCAGAUCUUAUUAAUAGAUGGUGAACUGAUAGAUGCAUCCACCCCUAUUAGCCACAAGGAGUAUGAGUUUGGUGGAGGCCAACUGGCAUUCAGUGGCUCUGGAGACAUUUCAGGAUCCGGGAUUCUGAGUGGUGAUCUCAGUGGUUCAGCCUCUGGAAGUGGUUCUGGGUUCUUCUCAGGUGUGACCUUCAUGGGGUCAGGGUUCACUGACCUUACAGGAUCAUCCUCUGGAGAGCAGGAGGCCUCUGGGUUUUUACUCUACAGCUCUGGACAGGGAAGUGGGGAACAUUUGUCUGGAUUUGGAAGUUUGAGUUUCAUCUCUGGGUCUGGAUCAGGAAUGUCUGGAUCAGGAGCAUCUGCACUGGAGUCUUCAACAAGUGGAGAAGAAGGCAGUGUUACAUUUUUGAGUGGGGAUUUUAUGACAGAGGCAUCCGGAGACAAUACUCUGUCUAUGGAGCUUGGACAGGGCUCAGUGGAGUACAGUGAAGAAAGAAGUGGCAGCAACAGUGGCAUCUACUCUGGCAGCGGAGACAACCGCUUGUUCACAGCCGGUGGCACUUCAGGAGCUUCCUCUGGAGAUCUGCCACAGGUGGUGCUGCCCUCUCCAUCCAGUCAGUGGGCACCGACCGAGAGCACCACAGGACCAGAGGAGGCCCUCAGCGGGGCUGAACCGUCACCGACCUCUGGCCCUAUGCUUGCCCCUGCAGGACUGUCUGCUCCUCCCACUGCAGCUACACCAGCCUCUGUUGGGGCUCCUGGCAUUGCUGCAGAAACUGAGUCAGUGGAGGGUAAAUUUAACCCAUGUGACCCCAACCCCUGUGGCACUGGUGCAUGUGCAGUAGAGGACGGGCUCGCCCUCUGCCAUGAGGUAGAUGUGUGCCAUUCCAACCCUUGUGCCAAUGGAGCCACCUGUGUGGAGAGCGCAGACUCUUACAAAUGCUUAUGCCUGCCCAGCUACGGAGGGGAACGCUGUGAGAUCGAUGAGCAGCAGUGUGAAGACGGUUGGACUAAGUUUCAGGGGAACUGCUACCUGCACUUCUCUGAUAGAGAGACGUGGCUGGACGCAGAGCAGCGCUGCCGGGACCUGAACGCCCACCUGGUCAGCAUAAUCACCCCCGAGGAGCAGCACUUUGUCAACGCAAACGCACAAGACUACCAGUGGAUCGGCCUGAAUGACAAGACAGUAGAGAACGACUUCCGCUGGACAGAUGGGACGCCGCUGCAAUACCUGAACUGGAGGCCGAACCAGCCAGAUAACUACUUCAACACCGGAGAGGACUGUGUGGUGAUGAUCUGGCACGAGAACGGCCAGUGGAACGACGUGCCCUGCAACUACCACCUGCCGUUUACCUGCAAGAAAGGCCCAGUGUCCUGCGGCGCCCCGCCAGAGGUGGAGAACGCCCACAUGUUUGGCAACAGGAGGGAGGAGUACCCUGUCAACUCCAUCAUCCGGUAUCAGUGCAACCCAGGGUUCGCACAGCGCCACCCUCCAGUGGUUCGCUGUAAGGCAGACGGGCGGUGGGAGGAGCCACAGGUGCAAUGUACCGACGUGAAAGCAAGAAGAAGAAUAGAACGAAGGAGCAGCAAGAGGGCAGCAGCUGGCGGCAAACUUCACUAAAAAGGAAAAAGAGGAAUUAAUUAUUUUAAAGAACAUUUUCAGCACAGAAAUCUAUUUUCCAUUUUAGUGAAGACGAUUUGAAGGUUUGAAUUAUUGGAAGGCCCUCAUGAAGGAAGCUACAACAUGAAAAUGUGAGCUUUCUCUCUUCUGUCCCCGACCCUCAUAAUAUAUUUCAAUUAUAUCUAAUAAUUUUAUUGCUCUGAGUUUAUUUUUAUUGUGUGUAUUAUGAUAUAACUUUGUUUGGAGGAAUCAUUGGUGCGAUACUUUGCUCCGCGAUCUUCACACUAACAGAAGGCAGCGUCUGUUUGCUGUAGGCUGCUGUAGGCUGCUGUAGGCCUGGUGGUGGAUGUUGGCACGUUGCUGUAGGACUAGUUCAUGGCAGAGGUGUGUAGAGGCUUUGUCAUAUAUUUGCUGACUUUAGGCUCAAUUUGAUAAAAUCAAAAAAAUCAAACUCAAAAAGUUUAGACGUGGGACUUAACUCGGGACUUGAAUGCAAACAGUUGUCUUUUGCAUUGCCAUUGACUUGGUCCCAGCUCUGGUUUAUGGUGUAAGGUACCAAAAGGGUACCUUUUGCAUAUGUUUGUGGACCCAUAUGAGAAAGCUUAUUGUAAAAUGUGUCAGAACACAGCAGGCAGAGUCAAAGGGAAAAACUGUUCACAUCCAUCGUCUGAGCACCAACACGUUUUCUGUCCUUCCUGCUGGUUUCGGCACUCGGUCGGCGGAGUUGACGGUUUAAUUUUUCAUCCUUCAGAAAAAGCAGCUUGAUGCCAGUCCUCCCUGUAAUACAGCAUUAAAAACAGCUUGGGCAGGAAACAGGAAACGUGGUUACAAACUACAGUUUUUUUUUUGCAGGGAGAUCGUUUUUAUCAAACAGCCUUUGCAGAAGCACAGUGUGGCUCCUUCAGAAGGCUGCAGGAUAUUUAUGAAUCUAGAGAUAUCUGGAUAGAAAUAAUGCACCUACAGAGGCAGCAUUAACAGCACCUGGGAGUAAUUGCACUGGUUAGAGGGUUUAGUUUGAUCUGUUCACAGUGGCGUGAAAACGGUCACCUCACAAACCUUUCAGUCCAAGUUUAUUUGUUUAGGGUGCAUUGAAUAGCUGCAACGGAUGUUUCAUUUCAGCUCGGAUCUUAAGUUUGGAUUUAUGUCUGUGUUGCACCCAAAAUGGAUUUUUUGAAUGACAGGUUGGGGAGAGUUUCCAGUUGUGUUGGAGCUGACAAAAACCAGCUAUUUUAAAACAAACUAGGAUCUUUUCCUGAUCCUGACUGAGUGCUUUUGUGCCUAAACCCAACCAGACUUUAAAUACACUGUUGUCACAACUUAAAAUUAAAAACUGUAAUGUAAGAAAUGCAAAUGUUCAACAUAUCACACAUAGCCCCUGUUUUGCAGACACACGUGGUAUCUGAUAAGAUUAUAAUGAGUGGAAACAGAACAUUAAGUCUGUGGUCAUCAUACUAAACUCAGCCAGUUCGACUCACUGUGUAGUCUGCUAUAUCAUCAACUGAAAGCUGAAGCUUUUUGUCACUGUGAAUACACAACCUUUUAUUUAUUGGCUUCACACAGUGACAGAGUGUGUGCUGUGACACGAGAGAGAUUCAGUGCAGUGAUGGGGCUGCAGCAGAAUCAGCCACACAGUCAGGGUGAGCGACUGCUUCAUAUUGUUUGUUAGCCCACAGUCUGUCAUGUUAGCCGCUUUCAGCCCUUUGUUUUCUGUGUGUUUUCUGUCAUCAUGUACCAUGAGGCUGUGCAGUGCAUAGUGUUUGUGUGGAGCAAGUGUCAGUAUACUGAACCUGUUUUCUAUUUCAUGUUUGUAACCUCAGAGGAAAUGACCUCACUGUAAACAGCACAGUGUGAAGAGCCUGUUGUUGUUCACUGUUUCAUUUGUGCACUUGUUUUUGUGUCGUCGUCGCUGUAUUUGGAGGCUGUGCCUCCUUCAUACAUGCUGUCACCUGCUGCAUGAUAAACCAAAGACUGAGAUUUAACUUUCAGUGCUGUACAUGUGACUGCUGAAGCCCCAUUUUAUUAUUAUUUAAAGGACACGUCCGUCAACAUGCUCUGUUUUACCUCUUGUCAACAAAUCACAUUAAAAGACCAAAACCAGCAAUAAAUCGAUCUUACUAUCUUCUGUCAGUGCACCCAAAGUCUGAUUUAUCUUCUUCCUGUGUGCCAUAGAUCUCCACCGUU
Scatophagus argus is the source of this 6618-nucleotide messenger RNA. RefSeq names its product aggrecan core protein-like. The record is from RefSeq and is a predicted model, not a curated record. The coding region runs from base 1 to 4437 and encodes 1478 amino acids. Gene Ontology annotation, biological process: cell adhesion. NCBI's taxonomy places the organism in Eukaryota, Metazoa, Chordata, Actinopteri, Scatophagidae. The transcript is spliced from 19 exons. Gene Ontology annotation, molecular function: hyaluronic acid binding; calcium ion binding.